Molecule: messenger RNA, 1077 nt
Organism: Symbiodinium sp. CCMP2592
Lineage: Eukaryota; Dinophyceae; Suessiales; Symbiodiniaceae
Source: the annotation of a GenBank genome assembly
AUGACGCCAGGCCAGGUCUGGCAUUUGGUCGUCUUCGUUUUACGUGUCCUCUUGAACAGGCCGAAGGCAGACAAGAAGAAGUUUCGAAGGGCGAAGAGUGCCUUCCACUUUUUCAUGGCCUCCGUGGACUUUGCCGACAGGGCCAGCACAGUGAGCGAGCGCAACAAGUAUGCCGCGGGCCUUUGGAAAGGCUUGAACCCAGCGGAGAAGCGUCCGUUCCUUGAGCAGCACGAGGCCGCGAAGAAGGCCCUUGCACAGGCCGGUGCGGAUGCAGUGGACGACGAGCUGCUUGAUGCUUCCGAGUGGGAGGAGCGUACCUCCCAGCUCGUGAUUUUCCAGACGCCGCCUGGUUCCAGCAUCAAGCCAGAAAGGCAGCUGGCCGCUGUCUGGGCCCCCGCCGACGGCAAUCCGCUCUUGGCGCAGCACUGCGGACCAUGUGCAAGGAUUUACUUCCCCGUCGUCACGCUCAUGUCCUGUCCACGUUGCAGAAAGUCCCUGCAGAAGGUGCAAUGGGAUUCUGAAAGCCAGGUGUUUCGCGUGGAAGCUUCUACAAUGCUCCUGCCUGGGACCCUUGCCGACCUACCCAAGGACAACAGCGAGGCCGAGGAGCGGUAUGGCAAUGAAGUCAUCGUGCCAAAGCAUGUCAGCAAGGAGGUUAAGAAAUGGACGGAUCGUGGGUUCCAGUUCAGCACGGCAGCACUGACUUUGUUGUGUAAGUCCGCGGAAGAGUUUGCGUCCCUCCAGUUCGUGCGUGGCGAGCAGGCGGCAACUCACCGCAAAAAGAAAACGUUGACACUGGCAGACAUGAGAUUCGGUUCGCGCAUAUCCGAUGCAGCCUGCAUGGGCAAACUUCUCCGUGCACGUCAGAAGGAGGCCCAGCUACCGGAUGUGCCAGAGAGCCAACUCACAGUGCCCGCCUUGUCAAUCCAAUUUUCACGUCGACACCAUGAUGCCUGGUGCUGCAAGGUGCUGGAGCUCCGAGUCCGCCUGUUCAAGCUUGGCAAAAGCUUCACGGGGAGCAAGCUUGAGCUGAUCCAGAGGCUGUUGGAGCCACCAGAGGACACGCAUGGGAUUUGA